Messenger RNA from Mesorhabditis spiculigera, 1485 nucleotides. Lineage: Eukaryota; Metazoa; Nematoda; Chromadorea; Rhabditida; Rhabditidae. The record is from the annotation of a GenBank genome assembly.
AUGCCUGCGGCAUUCGAUCGGGUGUGGCGCAACGACAAGUACAAUUGGAUGUACGAGGGCGAGCAAGAGCCGACCAUGAACAACCGUCGUAUUUUUCAACCGCGCGGCAAGGUUCUUGGUGGCUCCUCCUCAAUCAAUGGAAUGUGUUAUAUCCGGGGUCAUGCGUUGGACUUCGAACGCUGGGUUACGGAAGGGGCGGAAGGCUGGUCUUGGAACGAGGUACUCCCGUACUUCAAGCGCAUUGAAACCUGGGAGGGUGGUGCUUCUGAAUAUCGUGGCGGUUCUGGGCCAGUGCACAUUUGCACGGGCAAGUACCCUACAGAAUUAUACGAAGUCUUCUUGGCUGCCGGUGAACAGGCUGGCUAUCCUCUAACUGAUGAUAUCAACGGGAAGCAUCAGGAAGGGUUCGGCGCAUUCCAAAUGAACGUCAAGGACGGCGUUAGGGCGUCGACCGCACACGCUUAUAUUUAUCCGAACCUUCAUCGUAAGAAUUUGGUGGUUCAGGACAGAGCGUUGGCUGAAAAGGUCAUCAUCGAAAACAGUCAAGCAAAGGGUGUUGUCUAUACUCGCGGUGACGGACGCUUUACGGCUAUUGCGCGCAAAGAAGUAAUCCUAUCCAGUGGAGCAAUCAAUACCCCUCAACUCUUAAUGCUGUCGGGUGUCGGCCCUGCUGAGCAUCUACGAGAGAUGGGCAUCGAAUGUAAAGUAGAUCUUCCUGGUGUUGGUCAGAACUUACAAGACCAUCCACUGGUUUACAUGAAGUGGCACAUCGAAAAACCAGUGUCGAUGAGCCGGUAUAUGCGCAAAGACUUGAUGCUGUAUACAGGUGCUCGUUGGAUCGCUUCGCACACCGGGCCUGGUUCUACCAAUAACGUUGAGACCUGCGCACUCCUGCGUAGUGAUCCAACCGUUCCGCAUCCAGAUAUUGAAAUCCAGUACCUUCCUGUGGUGAUGGAUCACGAUGAUGGUUUGAGUCCGGAUCUGCACGGGUUUACCUAUUGCAUAGGCCCAACUCGAGUCGAAGGAACUGGCUGGGUGAAGCUUCGUUCAGACGAUCCGAAGGCUGCACCAAGGAUCAUGUCGAACCUGCUAUCUACCGACUACGACAUGAAUCAGAUGCGCCACACUAUUAGGAUCGGUCGGGAAAUUACUCAGCAGCGAGCGCACAAUGGCUUAGGCGUAAAAGAAGUUGAACCCGGCCCUUCUGUUAAGAGCGGUAAAGAGCUUGACGAUUACAUCCGGGAAAAUACCUCGGGAGAUUUCCAUCUUUGCGGCACUUGUAAGAUGGGUACUGACAAGCUUUCGGUCGUCGAUCCCUCGCUGCGCGUAUAUGGUGUAGAGCGACUCAGAGUUGCGGAUGCUUCGGUAAUGCCAAGCAUCGUCAGUGCGAAUACUAAUGCCACCACGAUUAUGAUUGGCGAGAAGGCCGCUGAUCUGAUUCGCGGCGUACCGCUCUUGAAGCCUACAAGUAUUUUACUACCGGUU